ACAACCCCUUGGGGAGAUAGGGUCAAAAUCGAAACGUUUCCACAUCAAAGUGAAGUAUAACACUUAACCCCCUUUUCUUUCAUUUAAUGCCUAUUGGUGUUCCAAAAGUCCCUUUUCGUAGUCCCGGGGAGGAAGAUGCAGUUUGGGUUGACGUAUACAACCGACUUCAUCGCGAAAGAUUACUUUUUUUAGGCCAAGAGGUUGAUAGCGAGAUCUCGAAUCAACUUAUUGGUCUCAUGGUAUAUCUCAGUAUAGAGGAUGAUACCAGAGAUCUGUAUUUGUUUAUAAACUCUCCCGGCGGAUGGGUAAUACCCGGAAUAGCUAUUUAUGAUACUAUGCAAUUUGUGCCACCAGAUGUGCAUACAAUAUGCAUGGGAUUAGCCGCUUCAAUGGGAUCUUUUAUCCUGGUCGGAGGAGAAAUUACCAAACGUCUAGCAUUCCCUCACGCUUGGGUAAUGAUACACCAACCUGCUAGUUCUUUUUAUGAGGCACAAACAGGAGAAUUUGUCCUGGAAGCGGAAGAGCUACUUAAACUCCGUGAAACCCUCACAAGGGUUUAUGUACAAAGAACGGGAAAGCCCUUAUGGGUUGUAUCCGAAGACAUGGAAAGGGAUGUUUUUAUGUCAGCAACAGAAGCCCAAGCUCAUGGAAUUGUUGAUCUUGUCGCGGUCGAAAAUGGCGGUGAUUUCACGUAAACCCGCGAUUCCAUUUCGAACCAUAACAUAGUUCAAAUGAACCGAACCUUGCUUUGAUAUUUUAUCUUCUUACCGGGGUAAAGUAAAAUAUUAUAGGAAAUGGGAGUAAUUCGUAAUCAUCCGGUUAGGAUCGAUCUAAACCAGCCCCAUUCUAUUCUGUAUACGAUUCAGCAUGCCAACUAUUAAACAACUUAUUAGAAACACAAGACAGCCAAUCAGAAAUGUCACGAAAUCCCCCGCGCUUCGGGGAUGUCCUCAGCGCCGAGGAACCUGUACUAGGGUGUAUGUGUGACUCGUUCAAAUUAGGAUAGAAUCGAAAAGCCCUAUUCACUAUCUAAAACUAAAAGUCAAAGGCAAAAGAUCUAUCAUAUACCUCUAUUCUGUAUGAAAUUUAUGGUUUCCAUUGGUGCAAAUCCAAUCACCUCCAUUUGAGAUGAGAAGCAAUUCCCCAUUGGUAGCAAAUGGUUAUCCAUUAAGCGGGGAAAUAAUAUUUAAGAUUAAGAAGCAGAAGAAUUAUGCUCCUACUCUUGCAAGAACGGACUAACAGGGUCAGCUACCUAGCCAACCUUCAUAAUUAAAUGCCGUUACUGUAUAGGUAGAUCUCAUUGUGAAAAGACCUAAUUACUGGAUAAUUCAUGGGUAGAGCCAAAGGGUGUGAACUGUACAAGUUACCAAUAAUAUUCAUUAAAUGAGGGAAGGGCUCCGGCGUAUAGAGGGGACCUCACCGUUUAAGAAGUAACCAUAGAAACGAUGGAACCCACUAAUUUUUUUAUCCAUUUAGAUACAAUUAUUUUCUUUCUUAUUUUUUUUUUUUUUGAUACCUAGUAUUGAUAGAAUUUUGUAUUUCGAGGAGAAAUGUUUGAAAAAAAAUCGUGGUUGGGAAGGUCAUAGUAGCAAAAGCUAUUGGAAUUUUUAUUUUAUACAUCGGAAGAAUCCGUUUUGUUAUUAAUAGACCGGAAGAAGGGAAAAGAAUGACUGAAAGAAAAGAAAUAAAUUUUCAAUUAGUUAUUCAUCAAAGUUUAAUUUGAUUCAAUGACCAGAACUAGACGAGGAUAUAUAGCUCGGAGACGUAGGACAAAAAUUCGUUUAUUUGCAUCAACCUUUCGAGGGGCUCAUUCAAGACUUACUCGAACAACUACUCAACAAAAAAUGAGAGCUUUGGUUUCGGCUCAUCGGGAUAGGGGCAGGCAAAAGAGAGAUUUUCGUCGUUUGUGGAUCACUCGGAUAAAUGCAGUAAUUCGUGAAAAAAGGGUAUUCUAUAGUUAUAGUCGAUUAAUACACGAUCUGUACAAAAAAAAGUUACUUCUUAAUCGUAAAAUACUUGCACAAAUAGCUAUAUCAAAUAGGAAUUGUCUUUACAUGAUUUCCAAUGAGAUCACCAAAUAAGGAGGUUGGAAGGAAUCCAACGGAAUUUUUUAAACAGAGUUCCCCGGAGAAUGAACUCCGGGAAGUUAGAGUAGAAAUUAAUAUGAUAAAUAGAAAUUCAAAAAUGAACAAAAAAAAGUAGUAAAAUUUCAAUACAAAAAAAGAUUUCUUCUUCACCAAUUCUUUUUUUUUCUUACGGCGCGACAAUCAAAUCUGGAUUCUCGAAUUUUUCAAACAUCAAUCUGACUCUGAGUUCGGAUUGGAAUUUUGAUUCAAUUGAGGAGUAGGUCUAUUUAUUUAUGGUUCUUGGACUAGUAGUUCUAGGGGUUGACUCAGCUCUCUCAAACUGUUUCUCAUUAUUAAGAAAAGGUAACAAAGAUAAAAUACGAGCUUGUUUUAUAGCAAUAGUAAUUAAUCGUUGUUGUUUCAAGGUCAAUCUAUUCACUCGUCUAGAUAAAAUUUUUCCUUGUUCACUAAUAAAUCGACUAAUUAAACUCAUGUUUCUAUAAUCAAUUCGAUCCCCCGAUCCAAUUGGGGGCAAACGCCUACGAAAAGAUCGCUUAGAUUUAAGAAAGGGUCGCUUGGAUUUUUCCAUGGUUUAUUCCUUAUCUCUAAAAUCCUAUUUCUGAAUUCUAAUUCAAUUUUUUUUUUGAUCCGACCGAAAUAGGAUAGGAUUUGUUAGAAAUUUGUUAGAAUAUAUAUCUAUCUUUAUCUAUUUAUUUAUUAUAUAUGUAAUAUAGUAUAAUAAAUAAAUAGAUAAAAUAUAGAAAUAGAUCUAAAUAGAAUAUUUAGAAUAUAACUCUAAUUAUUUAAUUUAAUAAAUAUAUUAAUAAAUAUAAAAUUGAAAUGAAAUAAAAUAGAAAUUUAAAAUGAACGAUUAUAUUAUAAAAUCGAUGAUUAUUAUAUUAAUAUAUUUAUUGGUUAUAUUAAUUUCAUUAAUAUUAAUAUUAUUAGGAAAACUUUUCUAUUAAUAGAAUAUUAAUAGAAAAGUUUUAAAUUUCAAUUUAUUUUAUAAUUAAUUAAAAUAAAAUGUAAAAUUAUAAUAAUGUUAUUAUGUGAUUAUGUAAGAUUGUAUCAAUUUCUAUGAUAUUAUAGGUAAUUUGUAUGGAAUUGAAUUUGUAAUUUUUUUCUUCUUCCCUUGAAAGGGCGGCACACACCUUGUUCCGUUCGAUCUAUUUCUUUAUCUCGCCAUGAAUCGUAUGUUUGAGACAAUAGGGACAAAAUUUUCUCAAUUCCAAUCGACUAGGUGUAUUUUGUCGAUUCUUUUGAGUAAUAUAUCUGGAAAUCCCCGCCGGUGAUUCUUUAUCUUUAUUAACAUCGUUUCGGGCACAAUUGGUACAUUCCAAAAUAACCACGCCUCUGACAUCUUUACCCUUAGCCAUGAACCUCCUUUCCUUUGGAUUUUAGAUUAACUAAACUCUUUAAUUUUCGCUCCGAAGCAAGAACAAAGGAACUAAAA
Molecule: messenger RNA, 3519 nt
Organism: Telopea speciosissima
Lineage: Eukaryota; Viridiplantae; Streptophyta; Magnoliopsida; Proteales; Proteaceae
Product: ATP-dependent Clp protease proteolytic subunit
Exons: 5
Coding region: 87-695 (202 amino acids)
Biological process (GO): protein quality control for misfolded or incompletely synthesized proteins
Cellular component (GO): endopeptidase Clp complex
Molecular function (GO): serine-type endopeptidase activity; ATP-dependent peptidase activity; ATPase binding
Source: RefSeq, a predicted model, not a curated record